AUGGAUAAUACGGUCGACGUUUGGGCCGAGGAACUGAGCAAGAAGAAAUUGGAUGACCCAAUUGAGGAACAUAAGCAUUCCAAGAAUUUUGGUACCAAGCCUGAAGUACCUGAUGAACUCAAAGAACUGAUGAACAAAGCACUUCCGCGAGGCGAAAACGAACAUAUAGACCGUGAAGGCAACGAUAAAACCUUAUACGAUUUGCUAGAUAUAGCUCCACAUGGUAGAAAGCUGUUGAAUGAGCUCUUUUCAGGGCCUCGCGGCAGGGGAGACGUAUUUCAGCACUACGAAAAAAGUGCUAUACAUAAACAAUUGGUGGAGAAGGUAGAUAGCUGGAUUGUAGAGGAAGAGGAGUUUUCGGGCGAUACUGGAGCUUCCCGCGCUGUGUCCCAGGGAGAGUAUUCGUCUGCUAUUUUUUCGUGGAGCUCUGCAAACAAAGACAAAAAGAAGCCCAGUUCAACAGAUGGGAAAAGAGUUUCAAGUCGUGGCUUAUAUCAUCACUCACUGAACCAAACACUUCGCAAAAAAGCUUACGCAGGAAUAAACGAGCUUUUGGCCCAGCGGCGAGACCAGGAAAGGCAGCGCGAACUAGAGAAGAUAUCGUUUCUUAACAGCACGCCGAUCGCCCCUAGCACAUUCAAAGUUGAUCCCUUACAAAAAUUCGAAGCUCGGGCAUUGCCAAGGGAGCGCAAGAAGAAACCGAAACAGCAAAAAAAGCGAUCGAGCAUCCUAUGGUUUUGGAAGGGGUCCUCCCAUACCGAGAAAGCUCCAGUGCACCAAUCUAAAGAUAAAAGAACAACUGUCUCAGCGCAGCUCGCAUCUGAUAGCCACAUUAUAGCGCAGGACGUCGAAGACCUAAACGCACCUAAACCAGAAGCACAAGACCUGGACAACUCCCCAAGCCUCCUGACGGGACAGUCGAGCAGCACACAGGAAGGGAUACUUCAAAAUAACGAUGAACCGAGCGAGGACGAAGAUUCAAUUUUUGGUGAAUUCGAGUCCGCCGUGUCGCCGCAGCCGGUAUCCGAUACUUGCGUGCAACAACAAGAAGUGACUUCAAAUAAUAGCAACAACAAAGAAACCAUGGGUGCUGUGAUGAAUUCAUUUACACCACUUCAGCCCAAAAGGAAGAAUUAA
This is a messenger RNA of Lachancea nothofagi CBS 11611, 1137 nucleotides long. NCBI's taxonomy places the organism in Eukaryota, Fungi, Ascomycota, Saccharomycetes, Saccharomycetales, Saccharomycetaceae. The record is from the annotation of a GenBank genome assembly.